ACCUUUAAGCUUAAUUAGAUAUAGUGAGUAUAUUUUAUCUAAGAAAUGUCAAAGAUACAUAUAAGACAUUAUAGACCUAAUUAUAUUUCUUGGCUGAAUUCCCUGAGUUAUAUCCAUAUAACUUACAGUAGUAUCUCGUGUGAGCUUCCGAGAUCGUUGACUGACAAAUGGGUUUGGAGUCCUUCGGGAAGCGUCUUUGAUGACGUUUGUCUUCGGAGUUUAUCUUUUGAGGUGAAUUUUUUGUCACUGCAUUAAUGACAUCCUGUUCUGAACUCAAAUUUAAUUAAUUGGUAAUAAAGACAUACAAAUUUAUGUGCGGACUCGUAGAGAUUGAGUUAAGUUUUUUGGUGGACUGGACUCUUCAUGGUUGUCAAGGAAUCGCCAACUCUCCAUCGUCAAAAGCCACAAUAUUCUGAUAAACUCCGUACAGAGACCUUGUUCCGUUUAAUGAGAAUGGUGGGUAAAUUUGAAAAAGGAUAUAUUUAUGACAAUUUGAUAUUGGAAAAGGUUUAGUUUGUCGUGCAAAACCGUUAUUAGUAUUCAACAGAUCAAUGUGUAUCCACUGACAAAAAGAAUGCAAACUGUUGGUGUAGAGUCGUGUCUUAUUAAGGAAGGUAGACAUUUUAGUGUGUACACUCUGGAUGCUGAGAGAUAAGUGUUGAUAUACCUGAGGAUACCUAGACUCUCGGAUCCUGAUCUCUACCUAUGUUGUCAGAUGUAAUAAUCUGUUGAGCCAUUAAUGACAUAAGACCUCUGGUCGACAGACAGAGUUUACAAUCAUCAAUAUUUAAUGGGAUCAUACCUACAAAAUGGUCUCACUUCCUGACUAUAACAAAUGGAAAAAUAUUCCAUUUUGCUGCACUUGUAUUAAUUGAAUACGUAAGGGACCUAUAUGUGAUAGAGUGAACAAACAAAGCUCGGCUGUGUUAUUUACUAUUGUGGAUUAAUGAGAAUUCAGUGCCAGUACAACCUGCAGGAGAAGACACAGUCGAGUGACUGCACCUGAGCCGUUGUUACCUGUUAUACACUAACGGCUGUAGACAGUGGGGGUUGUCUGGUGGUGCCUAGUGUAUCCCCCCUGUCAUGUUCUCUCACGUCUCCGGUGGCUGCUAAAGCCUUCCCUCUGAUUCUGAUCUGCCCCCUCUACCAGAGACAAGACGCAGCCUGAUGGAACUUUAAACACUUGGUGCCAAUCAGAAUUUAUGAUCUGGUAGCUGGCAGUGCUCAGAAUUAUCAACCGUCAAAGCUUUUACAAAAAUAAUAGGAUAACAGGGUCUCUUUCUGAAUCUUGUGUGGGAGAUCUUUGGUGAACCGUAUCGACCCUAGCACUUUCAUCAAAAACCAGUGAUGAUGGCAAAGGUAUUUUUGUUAAAUGGAAUAUACCUAUAAAAUAUGCAAAACAAAGAAAACCGAAACUUAAAAACAGGAAUGAGUGUGUCACUGAACAGUAUCCCUGUUGUCACGGUAACGGAGUCAGAGACGUUGAAGGCGGGGGAUGAGGUACCUGAUCUCCGGGGGUCCCAGUCCCACCCCUGCUCCCCGCGAUACAAGAGGCGGGCCUUCACCACCACCAUCGCCGGCACCCAGUACAUCAUAGUGGCUAACCCCCCAGACAGAGCGAAAGAUGACUCGAGUGUGGGAGCUAAGAAUGGGCAACUGUCAAGGGCUGGUUCUUUGACAGUGCUAAAGAGAACAAACUCCAAAUCAAAAUUACCUUCCAGUAGCAGUAGUCGGACGUCAAGUAUCGCAGAAAGUGAUUCCUACGCAAGUGUUGAUCUUGGUACAGAUAAACUUCCUCCAAUAGAUACCCCUGAAGCCUCUCAUGUCUGCUCAAUACGCUUACGAAAUAUUUUGAGAAGAGUACAGAAUGGAGAAGUGUCUAAGGAAGACUUGUACAAGAAUCUGGAAUACGCUGCCUCAGUACUGGAGUCUGUCUACAUCGACGAAACCAGUACGAAUAAGGACACCCUCAAAAAUUCCAAUGAAACACCACCACUUCUCCCUAAGUCUGCCCAGGAACGACUUACAGAUGAGGAUGAUGAACUCAGUGAGGUGGAACCUGACGCAGUCCCUACAGAGGUCAGAGAUUGGCUGGCCUUGACCUUCACAAGGUCAAUGAACAAUGUCCGACGAAGAGGACAAGAGAAGCCCAAAUUCCGAAGUGUGGCUCACGCCAUCCGGGCAGGUAUUAUGGUGGACAGAAUUUACAGACGACUCUCCAGUUCAGGCACAUUACAUAUUCCCCCAGCAAUUCUAUCACUUUUAAAGGGCAUGGAUGAUUGGUCCUUUGAUGUAUUUGCAUUGAACACAGCAGCAGAAGGGCAUUCUUUGAAAUAUGUGGGUUAUGAACUAUUACAAAAAUAUGACUUGGUUACCAAAUAUAAGAUAAAUAAUUCAAUGUUGGACUCUUUCCUCCUGCAAUUAGAAGCUGGAUAUAGCAAAUAUAAGAAUCCGUAUCAUAACCUGAUCCACGGAGCGGAUGUGACCCAGACAGUACACUUCAUCCUGUCACAGAGCAAGCUGGCACAUUGGUUAACAGACCUGGAAGUGUUUGCUACAAUUAUUGCUGCUCUGAUCCACGACUAUGAACACACGGGAACCACAAAUAAUUUCCACAUUCAGACGGGGUCCGAAUUUGCUAUUCUAUAUAAUGAUAAAGCAGUUCUGGAGAAUCACCAUAUAUGUGCCUCAUUCCGAAUCAUGAGAUCCGAGGAAGCCAAUAUACUGAACCACCUCAGCAGAGAGGAGUAUAGAGAAUUCCGAUCUUUAGUGAUAGAGAUGGUGAUGGCCACAGAUAUGUCUUUCCACUUCCAACAGUUAAAGAACAUGAAGAAUUUACUGGGCAUGCCAGAGAACAUAGACAAACAGAAGGCCUUAUCCUUGGUCCUACACUGUGCUGACAUCAGUCACCCCGCCAAAGACUGGAAUCUUCACCGACGAUGGACUGGUCAGCUUCUGGAGGAAUUCUUCAAACAGGGGGACAGAGAACAAGAGCUGGGACUGCCCAUCUCCCCCCUGUGUGACCGGGAAAAAACCCUAGUGGCUGAGUCACAGAUAGGUUUUAUCGACUUUAUCGUGGAUCCCAGCUUCACUGUGAUGACGGAGAUGUUGGAGAAGAUUCUGACUCCGCUACAGAAGGCGGCCCGCUCAGAAGACGCCAUCACAGAGGAAGUGUUCGACACGGCUGACAAAAGUACGAGUACAAAUUCAUUACAUCGAGUGUCUAGUAGGGAGAAAUCCAGAAGGACAGGUAAAUAUGCACUGAACACUCCAUGGGCCAAUUGUUUGGCAGACAAUAAAAUCCGAUGGAAAGAGCAGGCUGCCAAAGAUGCUGAGGAAAGGAAACGAAAAGAAGCAUUAGAGAAAUCAAAGGAAGCCAGUAAUACAAACAACAACACAACAAAAUCCCCCACCCCCCUAAAUCAGACCACACCGACCGUCAACUGUAGCGCAGGUAAGGGUGGAAACUAAGGCUCUGACCAAUCACUGGACAGCACUCUCCUCCAAUGGCAUUCACUCUCAGUAUUGUGUGCAAAUCAUGCAACCAACCAGAAAUUUGUUGUUGUACAGCCUCUUAUCUGAUUGGAUCUUUCAACCUUUUGGGCAGCCUACAAUCUUCCAUCUGACCUUUGAACUCUGGUGAUUUUUUUUUAUUGGUUAACUUAUUUGUAUAUACUGUUAAAUGUGUAUAAAUAAAUAAAGACGUUAUGUGAUAUAAUUAAUAUUCUAUGUAUAUGUAAAGAUGUUUUUAAUUCAGAAGACUAUAUAUAAGUGAUAAAAUGCUAUGAAGGCAUUAUUGAAGUAGUUGCAUUUUUCAUCACCUCAUUUUGUUUAUAAAAUAAAAUUGUUUGACUCUCUUGU
Molecule: messenger RNA, 3861 nt
Organism: Saccostrea cuccullata (small rock oyster)
Lineage: Eukaryota; Metazoa; Mollusca; Bivalvia; Ostreida; Ostreidae
Product: dual specificity calcium/calmodulin-dependent 3',5'-cyclic nucleotide phosphodiesterase 1A-like
Exons: 16
Coding region: 1393-3471 (692 amino acids)
Biological process (GO): signal transduction
Molecular function (GO): 3',5'-cyclic-AMP phosphodiesterase activity; calmodulin-activated 3',5'-cyclic-GMP phosphodiesterase activity
Source: RefSeq, a predicted model, not a curated record